This is a messenger RNA of Pelecanus crispus (Dalmatian pelican), 729 nucleotides long. Lineage: Eukaryota; Metazoa; Chordata; Aves; Pelecaniformes; Pelecanidae. The record is from RefSeq and is a predicted model, not a curated record.
GAUCCUUCCCUAAAUGCAGGCAGGUGAGGCUGGGAAGUGAAGAGCAGCAUGGACUCGGAUGUGCUGAACAUGUUUGUCAUUGCCGGCGGCACCCUGGCCAUCCCCAUCCUGGCUUUCGUAGCCUCCUUCCUCCUCUGGCCCUCAGCGCUCAUCCGCAUCUACUACUGGUACUGGCGCCGAGCCUUGGGCAUGCAGGUUAGAUAUGCAAACUACGACGACUAUCAGUUUUGUUAUUCCUAUAGAGGGAGACCUGGAUACCGACCAUCCAUCCUGAUGCUACAUGGGUUCUCAGCCCACAAAGACAUGUGGCUGUCUAUAGUCAAGUUCCUGCCAAAGAACCUGCACUUGGUGUGUGUUGACAUGCCUGGGCACGAGGGCACAACCCGCUCGGCCUUGGACGAUUACUCCAUUAGCGGGCAAGCUAAAAGAAUACACCAGUUCGUGGAGUGCAUCAAGCUGAACAGAAGGCCCUUUCAUCUGGUUGGCACUUCCAUGGGGGGAAAUGUUGCCGGCGUCUAUGCUGCUCAGUACCCAGAAGACAUUUGCAGCCUGACCCUCAUCUGUCCUGCAGGCCUGCCGAGUACCAUUGACAGCAAGUUCAUUAAGCAGCUCCGGGAGCUGCAAGAGUCCGAACACAUCAGCAGAAUCCCUUUAAUUCCCUCAACUCCCGAGGAGAUGGCGGAUAUGCUGAAGCUUUGCUCCUACGUUCGCUUCAAGGUGCCACAGCAG